ACAACUAUCACAGUCGCACCACACCGCUGCAGCCGAGUCGCGCACACGCACGUCGCACACUCAACCGCACCGACGUCUCGUCACAGUCGGCCCGGAGUCGAAAACACGAGACGAGUUGUUGCGCGCCAUUAUCUCUUCAUCGUCGUAAUAUCACCAUCGUUUCGGCUUUCGGAUUUAUAAAAAAAAAAAAAAAAAAAUUGUUUUUUUCCAUAGUAUAUUUUUGUUUAUUUAUUAUUGCCUAUAUAUAUAUAUUUAUAUAUACUCGUAGUUUAAUUAUUAUUGUUCGUUUCGUCCGCACCGAAGACGAGAGACGUUACUAAAGUUCCGUUUUGUUAUUAAUAUUUUGUUGAUUAAAUUUUUUUAAAAAUUUUUAUCGCGUUUCGCCAAUUAUUUAUCUACCGAGAUCGCGUGACGUCAUUGCCCAAAAGUGCGAACCGACUUGACCGAUUUGGCCGCCGUCUGCGAUCCGGUUCACCUGGAAAUGCAUCACUCCGGUUUGUUAUUACAUUGAGAAGAAAAACUGUUUGACGUUACAUAAUAAAAAAAACGCAAAGAUGACCAACAACCAUAUAAACACGAUCGCUGGACAGGACCAGCAAUACUGUCUGCGGUGGAACAACCACCAAACGAACUUGACUAACGUGUUCGUUCAGCUUUUCCAGUCUGAAGAGUUCACGGACACCACGCUGUUCUGCGAGGGUGGGCCGCCGGUGAAAUGCCACAAAAUGGUGUUGGCCGCGUGUUCGUCUUACUUCCAGUCGGUGUUCGCCGAAGUCCCUGGCAAACAUUCGGCUGUGGUGCUCAAAGACGUGGGCCACGCCGAAAUGAAGGCCAUCCUCGAUUACAUGUACAAGGGUGAAGUGAACAUCGCGCACGAUCAGUUGGCCGCGCUGCUCAAAGUCGCCGAAAUGCUCAAGGUCAAGGGCUUGGUCCAGGACAACUCGUACCAUUCGCCGGGCGCGACGGCCACCGUCGACGAAGACCGCAAUAUCAUCAGCACCUCGUCGCCCAACCACGUGUCGCCCGACGGUAAUACGAGCGCUCCCAAAGACCUGGCAAUCAACAUCAACAACAACAAUGAGCACAACGGUUCGCCGCCACACAGCACCGGCAUCAGCCACCAGUCGCCGUUCUACAAUAAGAACUAUUACGGCAAGUCGAUGUCGUCGUCUCCGCCGCCGUUGACCGAACACAGGGCCGGUAGGAGCAACGUGCCCAUGUGGCCGAUGCCUGCACUUCAGAUGUCCUCGACGCCUGUCACCAACGCCAUGUUUGGCGGCACGUACGACACUAUGGUGGCCGGAUACCCCGGCAUGUCGCCACUUCGCCGUAAAAAGCUGUCCAGCAUGCUGAUGGGCCGCGACACCCCCAUACUGCGAACGGUUCUGGGACAAGGCCAAGCGGAUUCGUCUCAGCAACUCGCGCCGGCCAUGUACGGCGGCUCCGAGGCGAUGGAACAUCACCGACCGCAAUCUAACGGAUCUGAACACAGCAGCCAGUUUUCAAAAAUAAAAAUUGAAGGAUCAGAACCACAUUCGCCUUACCCUCCUGAUAUGUCCAUGAACGAUGAUGAAGAAAUUAUGAGAAUGGGAAAAAUGAACAAUUCGUCUUCUCCACAAUCAAUGUAUGGAGAUUCAAAAGGAGGUGUUGUAACUCCGGGAAUCGCAACAUAUGUGCCGUCUCAUAAACCCGAAUGGAAACGAUACAAGCAGUAUACAAGACAAGACAUUAUGUCGGCAAUAGAUGCAGUUCGAACGGGCAUGAGCGCAUUACAAGCAUCUAGAAAAUUCGGAGUUCCUUCGCGUACCCUUUACGAUAAAGUGAAGAAACUUGGCAUAACUACAAGUCGUCCAUUUCGCAGAUCUGGGGUUAAUAACGGCAAUUUAGGUUUUGCAUAUGGAUUAGGCCAAGGCACUAGUGGUGUUAUGUUCCCGGGACAGAUGUCUGGACCCGAAGAUGAAUCUGGUAAUUCUUCAGCUAUGGAACAUGCUACUGCUGGCUUUUUACAUCACGCGCUUGGCCUAUCUGGAGUAUCUAUCAAAUCCUCUGAUCACGAGACGUCCAACAAUGGUCAUUCGCCUCGCUCAGACAGAAUGGAAGACGGUGGUUCGCCCUGCAGUCCUGAACUGAUCAAAUACGCCGGGCACAGGGAAGACACGCGAUCACCAACUCCCACAGACAAUGAUGACCAAGCACAGGAUCUGUCUGUAUCUCGUAAGUCUGAGUCUUCUGUGCAAGCGACACCCACAUCCAGGGUUAUUAUGGCACCUAUAAGUCAAACACCCUCCGUGCCCAUGUUAGCUGCUGGAAACGACGACAGGGACUAAAGUUUGUGGUUAAGUUUCAAAGGGAAGUGUGUGCAAUCCAAAUUCAAAUAUUGAAUUUAACUGAACCCCAAAUCUUAAUUCUAGGCUAUUGGAUAAAUACUGUCUAGCCCUUCUUUAGCUUUAGUCGUACUGUCCAAAAAAAUGAGCUUUGGCCUAUAAUAGUGACAUACCAGGGUUGUUAGUUGGAGCACUACAGAUUGUAUUGUUGGUUUGAAAAAUAACUCUUUAUAAUGAAAUUGUUUUUAAAUUUUAGUUGAUACUUUUAUUAAUUUAUUAUUGAUAUACUUUUGGACCAGUCGAACUUUGAAAAAAUAUUGAAUAAAACCUUAAGUACAUAUUUUGUACAUAAAUUCUAUUUAAAAUCUGUAUUCUAACGUAAUUUAAAGUCUGACAAAAGAGUAAUCAAAAUAACUGUCGUUUCAAGUAGCCAAUCAAAUAAUUUGUUGUCGACAAUAUCUGUUCUUGGAUGUAUGUCGUUAACGAACUUUGUUCAAUCCAUCAACUGCUCAAUUAUUGUUAUUCAAGAGUUCCUCUUAACAAAACCUACCUAAAGCUAUAGGUACCCCGAUUGUAAAUACCUCAAUCAAUAGGUAAAAAGUAAAUAUUUAAUAAUAAUAAUAAUAUAUAAAAAAAAAAAAAUUGAUUUAAUUAUUAUUUUAUUAUUAUUAUUAUAAAAUGGUUAUUCACUUUACCCUCACUUAAAUGAUUCCCUCCAUUUAUUAUUAUUAUUACUAUUAUUUUUUCUUGAAACAGAUAUUAUCUCAAACCGCAUAAGACUGCUACUUGUUAAAAAUAUUAUAUGUAGUUAAGUAGUAAAUAAUAAUAGAAUACAUAUUGUGGUAUAACAUUUGUUUAGUUAAUUUAAACCAAGGAGACUGUUUUUUUAAUGUUAAAUCUACACUGGUACCUUACAAUAAUAAAUAACUAAUGUGUUCAUACAGUUCUAUGUCAAUAUGUUACAUAAUCAUUGUUAAAGAUUAAUUUUGUCAAUGCUCAGUGUGUUAAAAACAAAAUGAAAUUCAUGUGUUCAUUAGUUUUAGAAAAUACCACUUCGGGGCCAAUAAUAACAUAAACAGUUACAUUUCACAUAGAUAAAUAAUAAGACUGAGUAGCCUUAAUUUGUAAAAGAACUGAUUCAUAAUUUGACUGGUUUGAUUUAAACAUUUUCGUCUUUGUUCUUAUUGAAGUUACACAAACAUGUUAUUAAAGAAUAAAAAGACGGAAAUUUAAGACUGAGUUGGCUUUUCGUUAUACAAUAUAAAAAU
Messenger RNA from Adelges cooleyi (spruce gall adelgid), 3592 nucleotides. RefSeq lists its product as uncharacterized. Gene Ontology annotation, cellular component: nucleus. The record is from RefSeq and is a predicted model, not a curated record. Gene Ontology annotation, biological process: regulation of transcription by RNA polymerase II. The transcript has 5 exons. Gene Ontology annotation, molecular function: DNA binding; protein binding. Lineage: Eukaryota; Metazoa; Arthropoda; Insecta; Hemiptera; Adelgidae. Bases 555 to 2327 code for a protein of 590 amino acids.